Molecule: messenger RNA, 946 nt
Organism: Sinocyclocheilus rhinocerous
Lineage: Eukaryota; Metazoa; Chordata; Actinopteri; Cypriniformes; Cyprinidae
Product: lipopolysaccharide-induced tumor necrosis factor-alpha factor homolog
Exons: 5
Coding region: 63-548 (161 amino acids)
Cellular component (GO): cytoplasmic side of late endosome membrane; nucleus; cytoplasmic side of lysosomal membrane
Molecular function (GO): zinc ion binding
Source: RefSeq, a predicted model, not a curated record
UUUCAGAAACUCGUUCCGGAGUGUGUUCCCAAGAAAACGACAAAACCCCACCCAUCAAGGCCAUGGCAAGCGCCCCCCCAUUGGAGUCAUCCACACUUGUGGGACACCCGCCUCCUCCAUCGUACGAGGAGGCGCUGGGAUCAAACCCACAGUACCAACCAAUGCCCUAUGCUCCAGCUCCAGAUAUGAAGACAUCUGUGCCUCUGUAUCCAACACAAGCCUACAGCCCCAUGUAUCCACCACCACCAGCCCAACAAGGUCAACCUGUCACCAGUCCUCUUGUAUCUGUGCAGACCGUGUACGUUCAGCCUGGUCUGGCGUUCGGGAGUGUCCCAGUGCAGGCACAUUGCCCAGUAUGCUCACAGAACGUGAUAACUCGCCUGGAGCAUACAUCAGGAGCAUUAGCUUGGCUCUCUUGUGCAGGCUUGGCCAUUUUUGGUUGUAUCUACGGCUGCUGCCUGAUUCCCUUCUGUGUGGACAGCCUGAAGGAUGUGAUACACCACUGUCCGAACUGCAGCAGCGUUUUAGGAGUCCACAAGAGAAUCUGAAGCAGCUGCAGAACAUAUGAAUUAGUUGUGUAACAUACCACUCUUUGUUUAUAAUGGGAAAAAGUUACAGUCAAUUCAUUCUUUAGCAAGAGUUAAUUCAAUAUCUGUGCCACCGACACACUGACAUGUAUUCCAACAUAUGCACACACACAUAUAUAUACAUAUAUAUAUAUACCUUAACAUACUUGUCUUUUCAUUGUAAACUGUGAUUUGACCAAAAACUAAGUUUAAUUUUUUUUAAAAUAAUUAUAUUUAAAAUCACAAUUGUGAAGAAAUCUUUGUAACAGUAGAUUUAUGCAUAAACAGUGCAAUUAUUCUCAAUUCUUCUUUCUGUAAUCAUACUGAAGUAGAAAAAAAUUAUAUAAAUAAAUAUGUAUAUGCUUUCGCACUUAAAAGCA